Molecule: messenger RNA, 798 nt
Organism: Cadophora gregata
Lineage: Eukaryota; Fungi; Ascomycota; Leotiomycetes; Helotiales; Ploettnerulaceae
Exons: 3
Coding region: 1-798 (265 amino acids)
Source: RefSeq, a predicted model, not a curated record
AUGAUAGUUACUUCGUUGCCAGGCUCUCCUGAUCGAAGUCUCGUUACCAACUCUCAAGAUGAUCUUUGUGGCGAGAAAUGGAUGAUCUCCACGAGAAUGAGCUUUGGUGAAAAGCCAGAGGGGCUCGCAAAUGUGCUCCCAAGCUUUCAGGACAAUUCGUUUUCUCUUCCGAGUCGCAAGGUGAAGCAGAUGAGAAAUCACAUCCCCGAUCACAGCGAACGAAGACCACGAAUUAGCAUACUUGGUGAUGAAGAGGCCUCAAACUUUGAGCAAUGCAACCAUCCAAGCACAAACUCAGACUUCCUCCAGAAGAAUCUGGCUCACCGCAAGGGUCCUCUAUCAGCGCUCGCUUCUUCCAUUCCCAGCCGACACAAUAAGUUAGAAUCACCAAGGAAAAGAAAGAGGAGGAUUGGAAUGGAGACACCAUUGGAACAAAGUAAAGAAAGGUUGAGAGAUUCGGCGAAGCGGCCUUCAAAAGAAACAGAUUCCUCGGGAUUUAUUGAGCAUCUCGACGGAGUAGUUUCUGACCUUGGUAUGCAAACAGGUGUUUUGUACCUGGUUGUGGUUAACGACAUUGAGGUUGAGGCGAAAGAGAAGUGGCGAGAUGAAUGGCCCGAGGAAGCCUCGCCAAGUCUUCUUCAACCGGGUGAAUUUGAAUGGAAUGGCAAAGGGAGCACGAAUAUAGGUCAGAAUACUGGCUUUUGUUCCAUGCCAAAGGAUGACAACAUGGAGACACCACUACCAGCCUAUGAGUCCGAGACCGUGUCCCCUAGUGCCGAAACAGAAUAUGGUAUUUAA